GUAUCCCUCCGGAUGGAUCUGCUCCAUCAGGCCCUCCUGCAGAUACUCCCCGAAUUCCGCCGGUGACGGUUGCACUGCCAAGCAGACAAACCGAGAUCAACCAUCUCAAUACUACACUGUCAAACCAAAAUCACAAGAUGUUCAAGAGAAGCGAGCACGGCCGUACAGCGUGGAUCGUGGAUGCGAUGGCUCAUCCGGCUGACAUCGUACCAGCCCUCGCGGUGGGCACGCGAGCCGGACGCGGCGCGGGGAUAGUGACGGACGAGAAGGCGCUGCAGCGGAGGAAAGGAAAGCGGAGGCCUGGCUCGCGGAAAACAACGAGCCACGCUCAUCAGCGCAGACUCCAUCGCGGAGAAAGAAACACCAGUGCAGGUACAGAGGGACGGAAUAACAGGAUCGCCGAUCAAUGUUUUACACUGCUUAUUUAUUUAUUAUCCACGGGAACUGUAGAAAACUGAAAACCCAUCAUUUAUAAUCCAGAAAAUAACGAAAUAUGUUAUAAGAUAUUAAAGAUAAUAAGAAUCAAGAAUGAUGAAAAAUGCAACGAACGAACAGUGAAUUUCGUUGUCAGAAUUAAUUUUACACUAACGUAACCAUCUUGACCUAUGGUGGUUAUCACGGCGACACCACCACUUCCGCUUGUGCAGCUGAAUUUCAUGUCAGAACCUGCACCAUUUGCGUUGUUUGCCUUUUUUAUUCGGUUUCUAAUUUUUUGAAUCGAAUUUCUCGAACUCACCGGGCUGAUUUGGAUCUCCGAAUUUGGAUAAACAUCCCUACUGUUUUGCAUUUGGCAAACCGAUCUCUUGAGUGAAAAUGGGGAUUCUGGAGAAGAUCAGCGAUAUCGAAGCGGAGAUCAGUCGCACGCAGAAGAAUAAAGCGACGGAGUACCACCUGGGUCUGCUCAAAGCCAAACUAGCCAAAUAUCGUCAGCAGCUGCUGGAGGGCGGCGGCGGCAAGAAGGAGAAGGGUGAGGGCUUCGAUGUGAUGAAGAGCGGGGAUGCGCGUGUGGCGCUCAUCGGAUUCCCGUCGGUGGGCAAAUCUUCCCUCCUCUCCACCGUUACGAAGACGGCGUCGGAGUGCGCUUCCUACGAGUUCACCACGCUUACCUGCAUUCCUGGCGUCAUCGACUACAAGGGCGCCAACAUCCAGCUGCUAGAUCUGCCGGGGAUCAUCGAGGGCGCCGCGCACGGCAAGGGUCGCGGGCGGCAGGUGAUCGCCGUGGCGCGCACCGCCGACAUGGUGGUCAUGAUGCUGGACGCCUUGAAGGGCGAGGUGCAAAAGCGACUGCUGGAGGCAGAGUUGGAGUCGGUGGGACUGCGGUUGAACAAGAAGAAACCCAAGAUCUACUUCAAGAUCCAGAAGAGCGGCGGCAUCAAGUUCAACGCCACGUGUACGCUGACGCGCAUCGACGAGAAGAUGGUGCAACUGAUUCUGCACGAGUACAAGAUCUUCAACGCCGAGGUGGUCUUCCGCGAGGACUGCUCGGCCGAUGAGUUUAUCGAUGUGAUUGACGGCAACCGGAAGUACCUGCCCUGCCUAUACGUGUAUAAUAAAAUCGAUAAUAUUUCCCUGGAGGAAGUAGACCGUUUGGCGCAUCUGCCGAACUCCGUCGUCAUCAGUGUGCAGAUGCAGCUGAAUCUGGACUAUCUGCUGGAGAUGAUGUGGCUGUAUUUGAGUAUGAUGCGCAUCUACACCAAGAAGCCCGGAAAGCACCCGGAUUUCUCGGAUGCCAUUAUCCUGCGCCGCGGCGCCACGGUGGAGCACGUGUGUCACGCGGUGCACCGGACGCUGGCCGAGCAGGUCAAGUACGCCUUGGUGUGGGGAACGAGCACGAAAUACUCGCCGCAGCGCGUCGGUCUGCAGCACCGCAUGGACGACGAGGACGUCAUCCAGGUCAUCAAGAAGUAGCCAGCCCGGAAGCGUCCUCCUCCCGUCCGUCUUCCCGGCAUCCCGUCUUUCGUCGUAUCCACUGUGUGUGUUUGUCAACUUGUGUGCCUCCAGGUCAUUUUUGUAUUUUCAUCCAGUUAAUUUCUUGUGUAAUUCGCCCUUUGUACUGACCAGAAACGCAUUGACUAUUAAACUGCACAACCGAGGU
Molecule: messenger RNA, 2095 nt
Organism: Paramacrobiotus metropolitanus
Lineage: Eukaryota; Metazoa; Tardigrada; Eutardigrada; Parachela; Macrobiotidae
Product: developmentally-regulated GTP-binding protein 2-like
Exons: 12
Coding region: 814-1908 (364 amino acids)
Biological process (GO): cytoplasmic translation
Cellular component (GO): cytoplasm
Molecular function (GO): GTP binding; GTPase activity
Source: RefSeq, a predicted model, not a curated record